Cucumis sativus (cucumber) is the source of this 1293-nucleotide messenger RNA. RefSeq names its product ADP-ribosylation factor. Lineage: Eukaryota; Viridiplantae; Streptophyta; Magnoliopsida; Cucurbitales; Cucurbitaceae. The record is from RefSeq and is a predicted model, not a curated record. Bases 221 to 799 code for a protein of 192 amino acids. Gene Ontology annotation, molecular function: GTPase activity; GTP binding. Gene Ontology annotation, biological process: vesicle-mediated transport; intracellular protein transport. Gene Ontology annotation, cellular component: cytoplasm. The transcript has 7 exons.
AAACAAAGAACAAAGAACAAAAAAGAAAAGAAAAAACCAUUCAUACGCUACUCUUUCUUCAAGGUUUCUUCCCAGAAAAUUCUCUUCCACCUCUUCAAUUUCACCUUUUUUUUUUUUCUCUAUCUAAAAAGUAAACCAAUCAAACAAACUUCAAACCGUUUUCCUCUUCAUUGUUUCAUACUUAGAUCGGGAGCAGUUGAAACCCACCAAUCGGAAGAACAUGGGUCAAGCUUUUCGCAAGCUCUUCGACUCAUUUUUCGGCAACUCUGAGAUGCGGGUUGUCAUGCUUGGCUUGGAUGCAGCGGGCAAGACAACUAUAUUGUACAAGCUGCACAUUGGGGAAGUCUUAUCUACGGUUCCUACAAUUGGUUUCAAUGUGGAGAAAGUCCAGUAUAAAAAUGUUGUGUUCACUGUAUGGGAUGUAGGAGGACAAGAGAAAUUGAGGCCGUUGUGGAGGCACUACUUCAAUAACACAGAUGGACUGAUUUAUGUGGUGGACUCCUUGGACCGAGAGAGAAUUGUAAAGGCAAAAACAGAAUUUCAGGCCAUCAUUAACGAUCCAUUUAUGCUGAACAGUGUCAUAUUGGUCUUUGCGAAUAAGCAGGAUAUGAAAGGAGCCAUGACGCCAAUGGAAGUAUGUCAAGGGCUUGGUUUAUUUGAUCUCAAACACAGAAAAUGGCAUAUACAAGGAACAUGUGCUCUCAGAGGAGAUGGACUUUACGAGGGUUUAGACUGGUUAGCUGGAACUCUCAAGGAGAUGAGAGCUGCUGGAUAUUCUUCAGUAGGAACAUCAUUUUAAAGAGAUACGAAAGGUCCAGGUUGGCUGGUCGAAAGCUAACUCCACUUCACUUUGCAGAUCCCAAAUUGUAAUCAGAAUGUCUUGUUUCCCUUAUCAAACUUGAAAUUAUCAGGUGCCUACUCUUUGGCCUUGACCUUGCGAACGUUAACUGGCUAGAUUGUAAUAUAUAUCCAUAUAUAUAAAAUCCAAAGUGGAGGUCUGCCCCUAAUUAAAAUAUCUUCUUUAGAAGCUUUUGCACAUAAUUUCCUCUCUCCUUCCUUCCAUCUCUCUUUACAUUCGUAUAUUAUUUUGAGAUGCUGGGAAAAAUGUCAGAUGAUAGAAAAGGAGCGUUCAAGUCAACAGUUUUGUUUCGACUCCUUUUUUGAAUUGUCGAUGUAUAGCCCUGGUUGGAUGCGGAGAGAACUAUUUUCUUUUUCUUGUAGGGUUGGUUUCAGACCAUUGAUUUUUUAUAUGAUAAUUGGUACCUUAUGCACACAAUUAUAUAACUCUUAGUA